Molecule: messenger RNA, 579 nt
Organism: Numida meleagris (helmeted guineafowl)
Lineage: Eukaryota; Metazoa; Chordata; Aves; Galliformes; Numididae
Product: feather beta keratin-like
Exons: 2
Coding region: 1-387 (128 amino acids)
Cellular component (GO): intermediate filament
Molecular function (GO): structural constituent of cytoskeleton
Source: RefSeq, a predicted model, not a curated record
AUGAAGGACCAGUAUAAAAGGAAGCUAAAUUCCCAGCUCUCUCAUCCACUUCUCCUGCCUCCUUCUCGCUGGGAACCAGACAUGUCCUGCUACAGCCAGUGUGUGCCAUGCCGGCCCUGUGGCCCCACCCCUCUGGCCAGCAGCUGCAAUGAGCCCUGUGUCAGGCAGUGCCAGAACUCCAACGUCGUCAUCGAACCCUCUCCCGUGGUGGUGACUCUGCCUGGACCCAUCCUCAGCUCCUUCCCGCAGAACACUGUUGUGGGAUCCUCCACCUCCGCUGCUGUUGGCAGCAUCCUCAGCUCUGAGGGCGUGCCCAUCACCUCGGGGGGCUUUAACUUGUCUGGCUUCGGCAGCGGCUACUGUGGCAGAAGGUGCCUGCCCUGCUAAAGCCGCUGGCCUUGGUCCUGGAAACAUGCCUGAAGACCCUACAAGCACGGUGCUGAAUCAAGAAGGAAUCUUCAAGCCACUGCUUUCAGAACAGUUGAUCAUCCUCAGCUACUCCAGGAAAUAGUGAAUGGAAGGGAGAAGCCUGUGCUUUCUGACAACCUGGCUCAUGUCUCUGCUUCUGUUCCUCUACCC